Molecule: messenger RNA, 1872 nt
Organism: Adineta steineri
Lineage: Eukaryota; Metazoa; Rotifera; Eurotatoria; Adinetida; Adinetidae
Source: the annotation of a GenBank genome assembly
AUGUUCACCACAGUCGUCAUCACUUUUUUAUGUAUAACUUGUUUAAUUCAACCAAUUCUUCCAUUUUACAUUCCCGGUGUUGCACCACUUGAUUUUAAUAGAGGCGAAAAUGUUGAAGUUAAAGCUGUUAAAAUGACUAGUACAAAAACUCAAUUGCCAUAUGAUUAUUAUGAACUUGAUAUACAUUGUAAACCUUCUGAUGGUAUUAAAUAUAAAUCUGAAAACCUUGGUGAAAUUCUUCGUGGUGAUCGUAUUGUUACUACAAAUUUCAAAGUUGAAAUGGAUACAAAUGCUCGUUGUUUAACACUUUGUAAAGAUAUUAAAUUAACAUCCGAACAAAGUACAAAAUUAGCAAAACGUAUUGAACAAAACUAUUAUGUUCAUCUUCUUGUUGAUAAUCUACCAUGUGCAACUAAAUUUCAAAAUCCUAAUACUCAAGCUACAUUUUAUGAACAUGGUUAUCGUUUAGGAAAUCAUAUAAAACAAUCGAAAGAAACAUACUUAAAUAAUCAUUUAAUUAUAAGAUUAUUUUAUCAUAAAGAAUCUGAAAAUGGAUAUCGAGUUGUUGGUUUUGAAGUUGAACCAAAAAGUAUUGAUUCAAAACGUAUUACAGCUGAAGAAGGUGGAAAAUGUUCGAUACAAAGUGGUGAAGGAAUGCAGGCAAUCAAUCCGGCAGGAGAAAAUACAGUAACAAUGACUUAUGAAGUAGAAUGGGCACCAAGUGAUACACGUUGGGCUAGUCGUUGGGAUACCUAUUUGGCAAUGACAGAUGUUCAAAUUCAUUGGUUUUCAUUAAUUAAUUCUGUUAUUGUUGUCUUCUUUCUUGCUGGUAUACUUUCAAUGAUUAUUAUUAAAACUCUUCGUCGAGAUAUUGCACGAUAUAAUAAAGAAGAUGCAGAUGAUUCAAUUGAAGAAACUGGAUGGAAAUUAGUACAUGGUGAUGUUUUUCGACCACCACGUGGUAAAAAUUAUCUUGCCGCUCUUGUUGGUUCUGGUAUUCAGAUUCUAAUGAUGUCAUUCAUUGUUAUUGUCUUUGCGGCACUUGGAAUGCUUUCACCAGCAUCACGUGGUGCUUUAGUUACUGCUGCUUGUUUUCUUUAUGUUUUCAUGGGUUUAAUAGCUGGCUACUUUUCUGGUCGAUUAUAUAAAACAAUCAAAGGUACAAAUUGGAAACGAACAGCAGCAUUAACUGCUACACUUUAUCCAUCAAUUGUUUGUGGUGUUUCUCUUUUUCUAAAUUUUUUUAUUUGGGGAAAACGUUCAUCAGGUGCUGUUCCAUUUUCAACAAUGAUUUCUAUAUUAGCUAUGUGGUUAGGAAUAUCAUUUCCUCUUGUUUGUAUUGGUUUCUUUUUUGGUUAUCGUAAACAACCAUAUGAACAACCCGUUCGAACAAAUCAAAUUCCAAAACAAGUACCCGAACAACAAUGGUUUAUGCAUCCUGUUAUAAACAUUGCAAUUGCUGGUAUACUACCAUUUGGGGCAAUGUUUAUUGAAUUAUUCUUUAUUUUCUCUGCUAUUUGGGAAAAUCAAUAUUAUUAUUUAUUUGGUUUUCUCUUUCUUGUAUUUAUUAUAAUAAUUAUCUGUUGCUCACAAAUCUCAAUUGUUAUAACGUAUUUUCAAUUAUGUGGAGAAGAUUAUCAUUGGUGGUGGAGAUCAUUUAUUUCGUCAGGUGGUUCAGCAUUUUAUGUAUUUGGUUAUGCAGUUUUUUACUUUUUUACUAAACUUGAUAUUACUGGAUUUGUUCCGUCACUACUUUAUUUUGGUUAUACACUUUUGAUCUGUUUUUCAUUUUGGGUUCUUACUGGUACAAUUGGCUUUUAUGCUUCAUACAUUUUUGUUAGAAAAAUUUAUUCUGAAGUUAAAAUUGAAUAA